Messenger RNA from Anguilla rostrata (American eel), 3431 nucleotides. Its product is annotated as B-cell lymphoma 6 protein-like. Gene Ontology annotation, molecular function: protein binding; DNA-binding transcription factor activity, RNA polymerase II-specific. The record is from RefSeq and is a predicted model, not a curated record. Gene Ontology annotation, biological process: regulation of transcription by RNA polymerase II. Gene Ontology annotation, cellular component: nucleus. Bases 120 to 2297 code for a protein of 725 amino acids. The transcript is spliced from 9 exons. Lineage: Eukaryota; Metazoa; Chordata; Actinopteri; Anguilliformes; Anguillidae.
UUGAAGACUAAGACAAAACUGUCGUCCUCCCCUGUCCUUUGAAAAUGGUACCGCCUGAAGCUCAAAUUCCGAGAAUUGAGCUCUCUUGAUUCUUAGAACUGGGGUUCUUAGAAGUGGUGAUGCAAGAAGUUUCUAGGAAAGCCCAACCAGAUUUUAACAAAAUGGCAUGUGCAGCAGAUAGCUGCAUUCAGUUCAUGCGCCAUGCAAGCGAUGUGCUGUUCAACCUGAACCGACUGCGCAGCAGAAAUAUUCUGACGGAUGUAACCAUUCUGGUCAACAGACAACAGUUCCGUGCUCAUAAGACUGUUCUCAUGGCGUGCAGUGGGCUGUUCUACACCAUCUUUACGGAUUCUCUCAAAUGCAACCUGAGCGCCAUCAGCUUGGACCCCAAGGUGGACCCUGAAGGCUUUGCCAUUCUGCUGGAGUUCAUGUACACCUCCUGUCUCACGCUGAAGGAGAGUCUGAUCAUGGCCACCAUGAACACUGCCGUCUACCUGCAGAUGGACCACGUGGUGGACACCUGCCAGAGGUUCAUCAAAUCCAGGGACUCUUCAAUGAAGCUACCCAGAGAGGAUUUUUUGGGGAGCCCUUUGCUUUUCUCUCAGGACGCCCACAACUACAGGGCUCAUGAGGUUGUGGAGAGCCCACCCAGCCGUGCCGCUCCUUUCAGUGAUGGCAGAGCUUAUUGUCCAAGCGUGUUCGGUGCAGUUAAUGCUUCCAGCAACUCGUACUACCACUACAGCCACCUUCCGGUUCAGGGGUUCCCUUUUCCGCUCGGAAAGCUGGCAGAUCCCAAAACGUCCCUCGCAGACCUCCCUAAAGGGGGUGCAGUCCACCAGAAGCACUGCGGGCCACCUGAGAGCACCACUGUGGAGCGGGCAGAGUAUACCAGACCUGGGGCUGGCAACACUUCUGGUGUCUGCCACAUGGCAUCCUUCUCAUCCAGAGAGGUGGCCCGGGAGGAGGCGGUCGGGAAGGAGACCCAGGGGUGUAUCCAGUCCAUGGGGCUGAGCGCCAGGAAGAACAGUCUCUCGGGCGUGGACCAGGAACACAGGGAGAUGGGCAAAGAGCCCACCCCCAGCGAGGAGGAGGAAGACAUGGGCCACCACCAGCACUACUCCCUGAAUGGGCGCAAGGGUGUCCUGAGCAGCCCGAAAAGCCCUCUCAAGUCUGAAUGCCAGCCCAACUCCCCCACUGAGUCCAGCAGCAGCAAAAACGCACUGGCCCAGGCUACGCCCCGCUCUCCAUCUCGCACCCCGUCCCGUUCCCCUCCCACUCAGGGCUCACAGGACCCCAAGGCCCGGAACUGGAAGAAGUACAAGUUCAUCGUUCUCAACUCUGCCAACCAGACACCCAAAGAGAACGAAGGCAGCCCCCAGGAGGCAGAAGCUCACUCCCCACUGCACCUCGGCUCUCCGUCCUACCUCCAGUCCAGUGACUCGGAGCAGAUGGACCUGCAGCCGGCAACCAAGAUCAACAGGCACAGCGAGGAGCUGCUCACGCCACAGACCAGUCGUCUCAACAACAUCAUCAGCAGGGCCCUGGAAGGAUCGCAGAGACAUGGCGACAGUCACUCCCUGUACAUGAGCCAAGGGAAGUGCUCCUCCUGUGGCACGCCGUCUCCCCAGCACUCCGAAGUGUGCCCCAACACUCCGGGAUCGCAGUUUGGAGAAGAGCUGUCCGAACUACACUCGGAGUAUUCCGACUCCAGCUGUGAAAACGGUACAUUCUUUUGCAACGAAUGCGACUCAAAGUUUUUGGAGGAAGAUUCCCUAAAACGGCACGCACUUCAAGUACACAGCGACAAGCCAUACAAGUGUGACCGCUGCCAAGCCUCCUUCCGCUACAAGGGCAAUCUCGCCAGCCACAAAACUGUCCACACAGGAGAGAAACCAUAUCGCUGCAACAUCUGUGGUGCUCAGUUCAAUAGACCAGCUAACCUCAAGACCCACACCCGCAUCCACUCAGGAGAAAAGCCAUACAAGUGUGAGACGUGCGGUGCUCGCUUUGUACAGGUUGCUCACCUCCGGGCCCACGUGCUGAUCCACACAGGAGAGAAGCCGUACCCCUGUGAGAUCUGUGGGACACGUUUCCGCCAUCUGCAGACGCUCAAGAGCCACCUACGCAUACAUACCGGAGAAAAGCCCUAUCAUUGUGAGAAAUGCAACUUGCACUUUCGCCACAAGAGUCAGCUGAGAUUGCACCUUCGGCAGAAGCACGGAGCCAUCACCAACACCAAGGUUCAGUACCGCAUGUCCACUACAGACCUGCCAACCGACGUCAACAAGGCCUGUUAAGCAAAAUCCAUAGUGUGAAACCAUGGAAGGUCCUCACUUUGUACAAUUGUCAAAAAUUGUAGUGCCACACUGUUGGAGGGGAAAGAAAAAAAAAAAAUUUCAACUUGGGCAGGGAAUGCUAACUUAAACGGGUUUCCUCUACAUGUGAACGUAGAACCAGAUGCGGUUAUGAUUUAGUCACUUUAUUGUCUGUGUAAUAAAUAUAUACACAAGUGGGCAUGGGUAUAAGCUUUCUGACAUGUAUAUAAAGCUUUAUUUUGGUGAAAAAUAUGUUCUGUUGACAUUGAAAUCCAGUUUUUAGGAUACAGCAUUUUAUAUCAAAUUACUUUUUAAAAGUAUAAUACAUUUUGAAGGUUGGUACAUUUUUUUAGGGUACUAGUAUUUUUUUGGCAAAACUGUACAAAAUUCUGAAAAUCCAUAUAUAAAUUUUAAACCUAUUCCCCUUGUGAAAAUAAAUUCUAAAACAUUUGAGAUUUUAAUGUAUUUUGACUUGACCCCAUAAUCAUUAUCAGUGCUGCUUAUUUGAACAAACAGAUUUUGUUAAACUAUAAGAAAGAAAAAAAGGAAGCAUGAGGGUGACUGCAGUUAGCAAUCCUAAUUAAGGUGUAAGUGUUCCGUGACAUAAUAAAUGUACAAUUGCAUCCAAUCAGGUUGCACUCUGCUGGCAGAGUAGCUCUGGAAAUUGUUGAAAAUAUGUAUUUUAAAAAGGUACUGCUAAUGCAUAACCAAGAAAAUAUUUUGUCUAAAACUGCAUUCAAAUGUAUUUGUACAGUUUCUUUUUUUUUUUUUUUUUGCAAACAAAGGUUUACAGGUAUUAUUGUGUUAGAAGGUACAGUAGGGUGUAAUAUAUUGUCCUGUCUUUGUACAUACACUGUGUGUCCUCCAGGUGCCUUUGAGGUGACUGCAUUCUUUUCUAUUAAGCCCAGUUUUAAAAGGUACGAUUCAAGGACGGUACUUGUUCCUUUUCAGUUCAUGCUUUUCUUCUACCUGUAAAAACCCUGCAAAUGCAACAUUGCCUGAGUUGUAAAUCUUCAGGAUUUGUUUUGGGAUUGGACAUUUUUUAAACUGAAUAAAAUGUAUUGUAAAAUAUAGAUGUAUGAAUGUAAAAUAAAAGUAAUGAAUUUCUAUGUAUUA